Rhipicephalus microplus (southern cattle tick) is the source of this 1245-nucleotide messenger RNA. RefSeq names its product DTW domain containing 2 (gene Dtwd2). The record is from RefSeq and is a predicted model, not a curated record. NCBI's taxonomy places the organism in Eukaryota, Metazoa, Arthropoda, Arachnida, Ixodida, Ixodidae.
UCGUGUGGUGUGUUAUCUCAUGGUGCGUUAUCUCACAUUUUCUGUGAUGUGUCUGAUGUUGUCCCGUGUACUGUUUGGUGCCUGAUACACAGUACUUCUCUCAUGAAUACUGUGCCCGUGCUGCUUGCUGGAUUUUAAUUACCAGCCAAUGGCAACGAGCGAGGAUGAAACUGAUGUGUUCAGCCACCUCGGUCAAAUCUUGGCCGAUCCUCCACCAAAGAGAGACUUAUGCAACAAGUGCAGACGGCCGCCUUCUGUUUGCUGGUGCUGUUCCUUACCGGCGACCCCGGUGGCUAUUUCCAGUAAGGUUUACAUCCUCCAGCAUCCCGGAGAGAUGAAACGGAACCUGUCCACAGCUCCCAUGCUUGAGGCAGCACUUUCCAACGAGAGGUGCAUAAUUCUUCGAGGACGCAGGUUCUCACGGGAACGCUAUGGGGCUCUAGAAAGCGUCCUUGCAAAUGCUCCAUCACCGGACACUGUGUUGCUGUAUCCUGGGCCUGAGGCCAAAGAUGUUCGAUCAUUAGACACUGUGCAACAGCGAGGGCACGGUUACAACAUCGUCGUUUUAGAUGGCACCUGGUCACAGGCUCGCUCGCUCUUCUUCAACAGCCCACAGCUGCAUUCAUUGCAGCAGGUGCAGGUGAAUGCUUCCCAGGCAAGCCACUAUGUGAUACGAACUCAGCCAACAAGUGAAUGUCUUUCAACGGUGGAGACUGUGGCCUAUGCUUUGGCAGCUCUCGAGGAGAAGCCGUAUCUUCAAGAGGUGUUGACAAAACCGCUGCAGACUUUGUGCCAUUACCAGUUAGAAUAUGGCGCCGUGAAACAUCAGAGCAAAGAGUUUCUCAUUCAAAAUGGACUAUACAUGAAGCCGUUGUCACGACGCAUCAUGCACAAGCUGGCACGCAAUGAGGAUCUCAAGGACGCUCUUAAGUGACCGUUUGCACGUUGUGACUCAAUCAGAUACGUGAUCUGUGUUGUCUUGUGGAAGUUUGCAAGAGACCUGCUAUUUAGGCGACUGCACAGUUGGCGGUUAUUCCCUCUACUGAAGUCAUUGUUAGAGCACCAAAACUACGUAGGUACCACUGCUAGGGCACUUAAGAUUGUCCGUGUGUACACUUUUAUUUUAUGCAUAAGACAUUUGCGUUUUCUUAAAUGGGCAAGCUUGACGCACCAACCUUUUAUUUCUAGUCUCUGUAUCGAUAACUGUGGAGCUGUAUCUUUGCAUCAAGUAAAAUGAUUGUAACC